GGCAGAUAUCGAUGAUAUUAGAAAAAAACACGUUACUUUGAUUUCUGGAGGUGGAGCUGGUCAUGAGCCAACACAUGCAGCUUUUGUUGGACCUCGUCUCCUUUCUGCUGCGGUAUCAGGGAAUAUUUUUGCAUCACCAUCAACUUCUCAAAUUCUAGCAGCAAUUCGUCGUGUAGAAUCAACUCAUGGUACUCUCUUAAUUGUAAAAAAUUAUACAGGGGAUUGUUUAAAUUUUGGCUUAGCAGCUGAAAGGGCAAAAGCUGAGGGAAUUAAAGUUGAACUAAUUGUUGUUGGAGAUGAUGUUGGAGUUGGAAGACAACAAGGUGGAUUAGUUGGUAGAAGAGGUUUGGCCGGUACGAUCUUGGUGCAUAAAGUUGCAGGUGCUAUGGCUGCUAAAGGGGCACGCCUUGAGGAAGUAAAGAAUGCGGCACUUCUUGUUGCUAAAAAUAUUGGAACCAUUGGUGUUGCGUUUGAUCGCUGUACAGUCCCAGGAGCAACUCAAGGUUCUUCUUUACCUGAUGAUGUGAUCGAGUUGGGAAUGGGUAUUCAUGGUGAACCCGGAUUUCAAAAGAUUUCACUUCCUCCAUCUCGUAAACUUGUACAAAAGAUGUUAGACACUAUUAUUACCCAGGAUGCGGAUAGAUCUUUCUUGGAUAUUAAACCUGAAAAAGAUCAAAUUGUUUUAUUAAUUAAUAAUCUUGGAGGUAUUUCUACACUUGAGCUUUAUGUGGUUGUAAAUGAUGCUCUUAGCUAUUUAGUUGAAAAGAAAUUUUAUAUAAAAAGAGUUUAUGUUGGACACUUUAUGACCUCUCUUAAUAUGCCCGGAGUUUCUUUGACGAUUUUAAGAUUACCAAAGAAUUCGGAUGUAGUUAAUCUAUUGGAUGAAAGUGCUGAAGCACCAGGUUGGAUUAAUCAUAUUAAAGUGGAUAUUUCAAGUUUAGAUACUAUGGACCCACAAUUGUUUGAAUCUACAAUCAAAGCAGCUUGCAACGCUCUUAUCCAAGCCGAACCAGAAAUAACAAAAUAUGAUACAAUUGUAGGAGAUGGGGAUUGUGGUGUGACGCUGAAAUAUGGAGCAACAGAUAUACUUGCAGCUUUUGAGGAAGGUCAAAUUGUAACCAAUGAUCUUUCAGAAGGCUUGAUGAAAAUUAGCAGCUUCUUGGAAGCAAGAGGUGGCACUAGUGGCUUUCUAUAUUGUUUAUUUAUAAAUGCAUUAUCAAACAGUUUGAGAUAUUUCGUCGAAGCUAAAAUGAAAGAAGAUAGUCACAUUAAAAAAGAUCAGAUUAUAGUGGAUGGUGAAUGUUUUGGCGCAAGUUUAAAGUCUGCAUUAAGUACACUGCAAACUUAUACUCCGGCAAGAAAGGGAGAUCGUACUAUGAUGGAUGUAAUAAUUCCAUUUAUAACAACGUUUACAGACACGUACUCAACCGAUUAUAAUACUUUACUAGCUUUUAAAGAUGCAAUUGAAGCAGCGAAAGCGGGUGCAGAAUACACUAAAGGAUUAAAGCCUAGAUUAGGAAGAUCAACGUAUAUUGCUGAUAACAUCAUUAAAGAAGCUCAGGUUCCUGAUCCUGGUGCAUGGGCAGCUUAUGUUAUCCUUAAUGGGAUUUAUGAUAAUUUAAGUUAA
Molecule: messenger RNA, 1627 nt
Organism: Funneliformis caledonium
Lineage: Eukaryota; Fungi; Glomeromycota; Glomeromycetes; Glomerales; Glomeraceae
Source: the annotation of a GenBank genome assembly